Messenger RNA from Exophiala spinifera, 879 nucleotides. RefSeq lists its product as uncharacterized. Gene Ontology annotation, molecular function: actin filament binding. The transcript has a single exon. The record is from RefSeq and is a predicted model, not a curated record. Gene Ontology annotation, cellular component: cytoskeleton. NCBI's taxonomy places the organism in Eukaryota, Fungi, Ascomycota, Eurotiomycetes, Chaetothyriales, Herpotrichiellaceae. Bases 1 to 879 code for a protein of 292 amino acids.
AUGGCGCCCCCCACUGCCACCGAGACCAUCACAUCGCCUGUCAUGGGCCUCGACGAGCCCGACACCGCACCCAGCGAGCCCGCACCCCCGACAGCGCAUUACCAGAAAUUCCCUGGCCCGCCGCGGUUCACCGACAAGUAUGAAGAGCGAGAAUACCUCAAGGGCCGACUCGCGCUGGCUUUCCGCAUCUUUGGCAAGUAUGGCUACGACGAGGGGGUGGCGGGCCACAUCACGCUGCGUGACCCCGUCGACCCGCACACGUUCUGGGUGAACCCCUUCGGCGUCGCCUUCUCCGAGAUCAAGAAGAGCGACCUGAUCCUCGUCGACCACGAAGGCAAGGUCAUCGACGGCGGACCGUGCCGCCUGCUCAACACGGCGGCGUACAUGAUCCACGCCGCCAUCCACAAUGCGCGGCCGGACGUGAUGUGCGCCGCACACAGCCACAGCAUCUACGGCCGGACCUUCUGUACCCUCGGCCGACCCAUCGACAUCACCACCCAGGACAGCUGCAUAUUCUACAACGACCUGGCCGUGUACAAGCAGUUCAAGGGCAUCGUGCUCGCGAAGGAGGAGGGCGAGAACAUUGCGAAGGCCAUUGGUUCCAAGAAGGCGUGCCUGUUGCAGAACCACGGGCUGUUGACAUGCGGACAGACCAUCGAGGCCACCGUGUUCUGGUUUGUCAGUCUCGAGAAGUUGUGCCAUACCCAGUUGCUGGCCGACGCUGCAGCGGCCGGACGGGGCGGUGAGACCGUCAAGAUCGACGAAGAGGACGCUGCGUACACUUACAAGAGCGUCGGCACUCCUAGAGCCGGAUGGUUCAGCGCGAAGCCCAUGUUUGACGUUGUGGCCAAGGAGUGCAACGGCGAAUACCUGCUGUAA